Messenger RNA from Menidia menidia (Atlantic silverside), 888 nucleotides. The record is from the annotation of a GenBank genome assembly. NCBI's taxonomy places the organism in Eukaryota, Metazoa, Chordata, Actinopteri, Atheriniformes, Atherinopsidae.
AUGUGCCUCCUUAUGCGGUCACUCGAGCAGAUAAAACCCCCGCACUUUAACACUAUGAAUCAAGAAAAACUCGCCAAACUUCAGGCUCAGGUCCGGAUAGGAGGAAAGGGAACCGCUCGCAGGAAGAAAAAGGUUGUUCACAAAACGGCAACAGCUGACGACAAAAAGCUGCAGGGCUCUCUGAAGAAGCUGGCAGUGAACAACAUCGCAGGGAUAGAAGAGGUGAACAUGAUAAAAGACGACGGAACAGUGAUCCACUUCAACAACCCCAAAGUCCAGGCCUCUCUGUCCGCUAACACCUUCGCCAUCACGGGCCACGCUGAGACCAAACAGCUGACAGAGAUGCUGCCAGGCAUCCUGAGCCAGCUGGGAGCCGACAGCCUCAGCAGCCUGCGCAAGCUGGCCGAGCAGUUCCCACGGCAAUCAGCGAUGGACAUGAAAGCUGUCAAGGAGGAAAAUGCAGAAGAAGAGGACGACGACGUACCAGAUCUCGUGGAGAACUUCGACGAAGCCUCAAAGAACGAAGCAAACUGAUGCAUUUUCCUCCCCUCAGUCAACCGUUUUUAAUCCUCUCGCGGACUCACUUAAGGGCAUUUCCUCUGGAGGGGGAAUGGUAGUCCAGAGUGUGUCACUCCGCCUCCAGAACGAGAACCUCCAGUUUCUUCUGCCCCCCAACAACCCAGAAAGGCCCCGAUCCCAGCCAGUGGUGGUUUUUGUGGACAGCUGUCUGCACCCAAAGGACUCAACCAACUUCAGAAAUAAGUUUGUGAUAUAACCCAACACAGCUGGUAUUUAAGAGAUUCUUUAUUGAUUUACAAUUAAAGUGAAAUAAUGGUUCGCUUAGCAUUAUAAUGGUGGCUAUGAAUUUAAUAAAACGUUUUUGGGCUA